UUCCAUAAACGAAAAUAUGCCUGAUAGACCUUUUGAAACCGCGGCACCUUUUGGGGUAGCUACAAAACGUUUCAUAAAACUUGGGUUCCAUCCUGAAUUAGAUGUAUCAGGAGCGAUGAAGAAAACAAUAACCAAAGUAGGGCCUGGCAGUUACAAUCCUAAAUAUACAACUUGUAAAUCAAAAAGAGGAAUGAGUUGGAAGGUAAAAGUGGAAACGGAACUAUUCUCGAAAUUCUUGAACUAUAAGAAUGCCACCUUAUUGCAUGAGCGAGAAUUCUACAAAUCUUUGCGAGGACCCGGUACUAAUGAUGUGAACAAAAAUCUGUACGAGAAACAGACCUCAGCGGUUCUAGAAAAUAAAGGCUUUGGUGCAAACGAACGUUUCAAGCAGCAUGAUUCUACAAAUAUACCGCCACCAGAUACUUAUUUUCGAAACUUGGAUGAUAUAUCGUCUGUAACGCGUAAGCAGUUUUCCAAAACACCUACAUUUGAAUGGGAUGGAUUCACAGAUAGAUUCAAAUCUACUGCACCAAAAAACACGUUGGCAGCAAAUAGAUACCAUGUUCAAGAUAACAAAGGUAUCGAUACAAUAUUGAAGAAAGUUGUUUCCACUAAAGGUCCAUACGAGUUAUUCACUGGUCCCAGAGAUCAAACCACUAUCAAAAACCAUUUUGGACCGCCUAGUACGAUAGUACCUGAAUACUAUUAUGUGAAACCUAGUGAUGCAGAUGUUUUAUUGAAACAUCCUUCAAAAGCCAUGGCUGGAAAAUUUAUGAAAGCGGUGAGAUUUACAAAGAAGCCAACAAAAAGACAUAUGCACAAUGAUUUGAGUUUAUGUUAUAGAAAUCCAAAUGAUCCAAGUCCUGCCACCUAUAAUAUUUCUGAUAAAAUAAGUGUGUCUGCAAGUAAAUCACCAUACGCCUUCAAUACUUCAAAAGAAUUCAUCAGGCCCCCACCAAAUUGGACUGUAUUCCCUGGACCCGGUAGAUACUCGCCAAAGGCUCCCAAAUGCAUGAAACCCAAAAAAGCAUCUUGGGUGUUCCUGUCGAAACUAGAGAGAGCAUUUUUCAUCCCUAUUCCCAGUACUUCUUAUAAUGAAUAAUCGGCUCAAUAUCAAAAUCUAUCAUUGAUGUAUGAAAAUGUAGAGUCCCUUCAUGGAAAUUGACGUUAAAGUCAUCUUAACAGGGUACGGACAGAUCAUAGCUGCAUUCUUUUUUAAUGAUCUAGAGACUUGAGUUUUGUCUACUGGCAUCCCUGACAUUGC
This is a messenger RNA of Phaedon cochleariae (mustard beetle), 1264 nucleotides long. The record is from the annotation of a GenBank genome assembly. NCBI's taxonomy places the organism in Eukaryota, Metazoa, Arthropoda, Insecta, Coleoptera, Chrysomelidae.